This is a messenger RNA of Chanos chanos (milkfish), 948 nucleotides long. It is a transcript of the gene vsig8a, whose product is annotated as V-set and immunoglobulin domain containing 8a. Lineage: Eukaryota; Metazoa; Chordata; Actinopteri; Gonorynchiformes; Chanidae. The transcript is spliced from 6 exons. The record is from RefSeq and is a predicted model, not a curated record. The coding region runs from base 1 to 948 and encodes 315 amino acids.
AUGGCGAUGCAGGUGACCUCAAGCGGACCGCAGACCCUGCAGAAAGCCCAGGGUGACAGGGUGACUCUGGGUUGCACAUACACGCCAGGGCCCUCAGACACUGGAGAACUGGACAUCGAGUGGUCAGUGAUCAGCGCAGACACCACUCAGAAAGACCAGCUGAUCAUGUCAUACACAGGGGGACAGAAAUAUCUCCAUGGCAACCCUGGUAUAACAACAGGAUUGGACUUUGCAGCUAGAGACCCCUCCCGGGGAGAUGCCUCUCUCACCAUAGCAACCCUGACUCCUGCACAUGCUGCAACCUAUCAGUGCAAAGUGAAAAAACCACCUGGUGUUGACAUGCGGAAAGUUUCACUGGUGGUGCUGGCGCGGCCUUCCGUACCCAAGUGUUGGAUGGAGGGCGGGGAGGAGGUUGGGAGUGCGGUGUCCUUGCACUGCAAGUCUUCUCACGGCUCCUCGCCGCUCCGCUACGUCUGGAGGAGAGACAGAGGAGGUGCGAUCCCUCCCUCCGCUACUCAGAACUCCCACACCGGGGAGCUGCUGAUCCGUAACCACUCUCGGAGCUUUGAGGGAAUCUACUUGUGUGAGGCAUCCAACGCAGUGGGGCAGGAGAGCUGCAAACUCAGGCUGCACGCUGUGAAUCCCCCUAGCAGAGUUGGGGUGAUCACCGGGACAGUGGUGGGCUGCGUCCUUCUGAUCAUCAUCGUUCUAUUGGUCAUCUGGCUCCUCAUCUACAAAUUUGAUUGGUCACGUCACGAGAAAGAGCUUUCCAAUGAGAUCAGGGAGGAUGCCAUAGCCCCGGAGAGUAGGCCGACCAGCCGGGUGUCCAGCCGCUACACCGGCGUUGCCUACAGCCAGGUCGGCACAGGUCACGCCCAGCACCUGCCCUCAGACAGCACCAGCUACAGCCUGGCCAAAUACGACAGCAGAUAUGGCUACGCUGUCUGA